Messenger RNA from Naegleria lovaniensis, 1557 nucleotides. RefSeq lists its product as uncharacterized. The record is from RefSeq and is a predicted model, not a curated record. Bases 1 to 1557 code for a protein of 518 amino acids. NCBI's taxonomy places the organism in Eukaryota, Heterolobosea, Eutetramitea, Acrasida, Naegleriidae. The transcript has a single exon.
AUGGUGGGUAUUGAUAAUGAAAGAAGCAGAGGGAACCUUAAUUGUGGAUUUUUACAAAUGAAAUCAUCGGCUCAUUGCAUGAGGUUGCAUGAAGUGGACUGGGACGGAUAUGAAAUAGAACCGUUUACAACCAAAUUCGAAAUUACUGUCGACCUUGGAAUUUUGGGUAAAGCAAAGGUGUCUCCUUUCACAAAGGUGGCCACAUUAAACUCGGGAGGAAGCGUAGCUCUCAAUGGAGAUUUUUCGCAAUACAAAGCGUUACCCACUUUUGAGUCCAAGAUGCUUUUCGUGCCAGCAUAUCCGAAGAACCAUCCAAUUGUUCUCGAAGGGUCAAAGAACUGGAUGCUGGUUGAUAAAAAUAUGGUAACAAUGAGUGGCUCGGAGUGUGAUAAAAUCGGAGUUAGUUUUUCUGCGUUCAGGAAUCAACCAAAUGCUUGUUCUCAGUUGCCGUUAUCUUGCCUUGGUAACCAACUUGAAGAUUUAAGACAAACAGACAUUGCACUUAUGAAGGAAGGGUCAAGAUCUGGAAAAUAUAUAAUAUCAAACUUUGGGUCCUUUUUGAUGAAUUCAACAGGAGCCCAGAAAACCUUAAUCAUGGAUACAUCAGAAGAUACAAACUCAGUUCUGACAAUUUUUGUAAACGCUGCCAGUGUACAGUUCCUAUCUCAAAAAAGUGCAGGUCAUAUUGUGUCCGCUUUUGUUAAGCCAUUUGUAGCCAUGUCAAAGGAAGGGGAGAUGCAAAUAACUGUGUCAAACACUGGCACAAGUGAGUGUUCUUACAUUAUUACUAUUACAGAUUGUAGUGAAAAUAUUUUACCUAUCUUGCAACAAAGGGUUGUCAUCACACCAGCCGAAACAGUGACAGAACACUUUGAAAUAAGAACGUCACACGAAUUUGCAACAUCCAACAGAUGUAAAGUGACCUUGUUGUAUUCUGAUGGAGAAAAAAUUCAAGACAUUAUUGUGGUGUUUGAUUCUAAGGACUAUGCGUUUGAGAAAGCUAUUGAUGGAUCGAUUGAUCAGACAGGAAAAGUGAAUAUAGAAGGUGAUCACUCAAAUAGUCAAUGCAAAUGCAAUUCUCCCUUUGAUGUCAUUUGCAUUGUCCUACACAGUUGCAUUGAUUACAUCAUUGGAUGGGUUGCUGCCAUUGUUGGUAUUAUCACCAUUCCAAUCAUUUUUGUUUUCAUGUGGCGUUGUGGUCUCUUUGGUCUUCUCUUCCAAUCGUGUAAAUGUUGUGCGUGUUGUUGCUCUCUACUUCCAAGAGGUAUUAUGAAAUGCUUAAUUGGACCUUACAAGAAGAAGAAACAUCGAAGGAAAUCUAAAAAGUCUAAAAAGAAGAGAAACUCUUCAGAGAAUAGUGAAAGAAAGUCCAAGAAAAAGAAGAAGCAACGAAAGAAUAGAUAUAGAAAUUCGAUGAGAAUGAAUGAUUCAUUACCUUAUCAUCCUUCUUCGUAUGUCAUGAUGAAUCCGCAAUCAAUGGCAAGAUAUUUCAAACCAAGUCCAUCCUAUGAAAUGAAAGAAAUUGAAUAUGAGCCUGUGGCUAGAUAUUACAAGUAA